AUGCAGCCCCAGCCCCUCGGGAGGGCCCAGCAGCCAGCGCUGCUGCUGACAGAGCCCUGCCUUGACAAGCGGGUGGCUGCCCCGCCGCCCGGCGCACAGGGCUCGCGCUCCCGCCAGGAGCACGGGCUGUCUGGCCCCUUGUCAGUGAGGGUGGAUACAGGUGGAGUCCAGGUGGCCCGGGUGACUGCCGUCUCUGCUCUUCGCAAGCCUGGUCUGUUGACUGCUGUCCGUUCUGGCAGUGACCCCAGAGAAGCGCCUUCCCGAGUCGGAUUUCCGGGAGAGCCGGGCCAGUGCGGCCUGCUUUACGACAAGCGUUGUUUGCUGUGCUUGUUGGUCAGUAAUUUAUUGAGUCACCAAAGUGCUUCAUUCAUAAAAAUUCCUCAUAUAAACAAAUUAAUAAUAUUUCUUCUUUUGAGAUUCCCCAGAUGCCAUUUGAAGGAAUGUUCGUUCUCUGGUCCAGUACAUUCCGUUUCCUGUACCUACACUGUGAGCGACGCGCCCUCACCUGAACUGUUGCUCUCUCUUCUAGGGAAAUCCUCACUGACGAUUCAGUUUGUGGAAGGCCAGUUUGUUGACUCCUAUGAUCCAACCAUAGAAAACACUUUCACAAAAUUGAUCACAGUGAAUGGACAAGACUAUCACCUUCAGCUUGUGGAUACAGCUGGGCAAGAUGAAUACUCCAUCUUUCCUCAGACGUACUCCAUAGACAUUAAUGGCUACAUUCUUGUGUACUCUGUCACAUCCACCAAGAGUUUUGAAGUGAUUAAAGUUAUCCACGGCAAAUUGUUGGACAUGGUGGGGAAAGUACAAAUACCGAUCAUGUUGGUUGGGAAUAAGAAAGACCUGCAUAUGGAAAGGGUGGUCAGUUACGAAGAGGGGAAGGCCUUAGCAGAGUCUUGGAACGCGGCUUUUUUGGAAUCUUCUGCUAAAGAAAAUCAGACUGCUGUGGAUGUUUUCAGGAGGAUAAUUUUGGAGGCAGAGAAAAUCGACGGGGCCGCUUCCCAGGGAAAGUCUUCCUGCUCGGUGAUGUGACCCCGCCGCCACCCCAGGGCGCCUGCUGUGGGCCAAGGCCCGCCACCUGCGAGACAGACUCUGCUUCUUCCUCUUCUGUUAACCUGAGAGAUCGCGUUUGGGUCAGAGCUUCCCCUUCCAGAUUAUGUUAAACUCUGACUCUGUCCAGAUGAGUUCACUUCCAUGUUCAAAUUUUAAGCAAUCAUAUUUUCAAUUUAUAUAUUGUAUUUCUUAAUAAUAUUAUGACCAAGAAUUUUAUCGGCAUUAAUUUUUCAGUGUAGUUUGUUGUUUAAAAUAAUGUAAUCAUCCAAAUGAUACACAUUGUUACACUACUAUUAACUAGGCUUCGAUAUAUCAGUGUUUAUUUCAUUGUGUUAAAUGUAUACUUGUAAAUAAAUUAGCUGCAAACCUUA
Condylura cristata (star-nosed mole) is the source of this 1424-nucleotide messenger RNA. RefSeq names its product Ras homolog enriched in brain (gene RHEB). The transcript is spliced from 8 exons. Gene Ontology annotation, cellular component: plasma membrane. Bases 1 to 1032 code for a protein of 343 amino acids. Gene Ontology annotation, molecular function: GTP binding; GDP binding; GTPase activity. NCBI's taxonomy places the organism in Eukaryota, Metazoa, Chordata, Mammalia, Eulipotyphla, Talpidae. The record is from RefSeq and is a predicted model, not a curated record. Gene Ontology annotation, biological process: small GTPase-mediated signal transduction.